Messenger RNA from Nerophis lumbriciformis (worm pipefish), 3271 nucleotides. NCBI's taxonomy places the organism in Eukaryota, Metazoa, Chordata, Actinopteri, Syngnathiformes, Syngnathidae. The record is from RefSeq and is a predicted model, not a curated record.
UUCCUUUAUUUUGAGUUUACAAUUGAUUUAAGUGAUUAUUUCGUUUUCAUAUAGACUCUUAAAUGGUUUGCAAUAAUUAUUAUAUUCAUAUAGACAUUGCACAAAAUGUACAGACUGUUGGUUUGUAUUAGUAUUUUUAUUAUGCCCGUCCUUCCAUGUUUUGGACUCUAAGGGACGCUACUGGCCUACAAAUAAUUUUCUCUGCGUUGACGUGAAGCAAUCCUCCCUCCAAAUGACGAGGCAUUGUAGGAGCAUUUCUCUCUUUUGUUGGCGGUGAGUGCAAACGAUAGAGGACUCUUCUAUGCUUUGCAUUUGCAAGUUAACAUCGAAUUGGUUGAUGGAAACAGGAAAAGGAUUAUUUACCAGAGGAAAUCAUCACAUUUUAUUUAUUUUUGUCACCAUGCGCGCAAACGGAUAUUUCUCUUUUUCAUGCGCAAAAUGGAGAUCGUUGAACGGAUGCCGAUGGCAAAUAGGAUCGCUCAUGUUCCUUCUUCAUUUGGUCACCACGGUAGGUGGUCAGAUUCGUUAUUCUAUCCCAGAAGAGAUGAAGAAAGGCUCGGUGAUCGGUAAUGUGGCGCAAGAUCUUGGCUUGGAUGUGAAAAGGCUGCGUUCAGGGCGGGCCCGCAUUUUGACAGAAGACAACAUCCAGUACACCGAGCUGAAGACAGACAAAGGGCUUCUCGUUGUUAAUGACAGAAUAGACCGGGAGCAGCUUUGUGGAGAUGUGACGCCAUGUAGCUUCAGCUUUGAGGUCAUUUUAGAAAACCCGAUUGAAUUGCACAGAAUCAUUGUUGAGGUUUUGGAUAUAAACGAUCAUGCUCCCAUCUUUGCAAAUAAAGAUAAAGCUCUAAUAUUUGAAAUAAGUGAAUUUACUGCAGUAGGAGUGCAGUUUCCUCUGCAAAGUGCAGAGGAUGAAGAUGUAGGGCAAAACGCAUUACAGAAUUACAUUUUGUCACCAAACGAUCAUUUUAUACUGAAUCAGCAUGCAAAUCCAGAUGGCAGCAAAUAUGUUAAAAUGGUGCUCCAGAAGCCUUUAGACAGAGAGCAACGUCCCCAUUUGUCUUUAAAAUUAAUUGCAGUGGAUGGAGGAACACCACAGAGAUCUGGUACAGUAAAUAUAGAAAUAAAUGUUUUAGACGCAAAUGACAACGAACCCAUAUUUAAUCAAUCAACAUAUAAAGCAGCCGUUAUAGAAAAUGCAGCAAAAGGAACUAGUAUAAUUACUGUAAAUGCUACAGAUGCUGACAGUGGUUCAAAUGGACUCAUUAUAUAUAGUUUGUCUAAAAUAAAAGGUAGUGCAGCAGAUAUAUUUAAUAUUGAUGACAAAACAGGCACAAUUUAUGUGUCUGGUCAACUCGAUUAUGAAAAGGACAGAAAAUAUGAAGUGAGGGUGGAAGCAAAGGAUCAAGGUGGGCUUACUGGGACCAGUAAAAUUAUAUUUGAUGUUAUAGAUGUAAAUGACAACGCUCCAAUUAUUAAUGUAAAAUCAUUCUCCAGCCCUCUUUCUGAGGAUUCGCCUCCUGGUACAACAAUAGCAGUUCUAAACAUAAAGGAUGCAGAUGCUGACAGAAAUGGACAAAUAACAUGUUCAAUAGAUGGAAAACUACCUUUUAAAUUGGAGAACUCUUUGACACAUUAUUACAAUUUGAUUUCAGAUCAGUACUUUGAUAGAGAGUCUGUCCCAGAAUAUAACAUAACAAUAACCGCCACUGAUCUCGGAACACCCCCUCUUUCUACCUCAACAAAGUUACAUCUUAGAAUCUCAGACAUUAAUGACAAUGCACCAUUAUUUGAUAAAAACAUUUAUUCUGCUUAUGUCUCAGAGAAUAAUUCUCCUGGCAUUUCCAUAUUUGCUGUCACUGCCAGAGAUGCUGAUUGGAAUCAAAACGCGAGAAUAUCUUAUCUUUUAGAGGACACACAGAUAAGUGGCAGUCCUGUUUCUACUUAUGUUUCUCUAAAUUCUGAAACUGGAGUUAUUAGUUCUGUUCGAUCAUUUGAUUAUGAGCAAAUUAAACAACUGGACUUGGUGGUCAGAGCUCAGGAUGGAGGCUCUCCUCCUCUCAGAAGCAACGUGAGCGUUCACAUCCUGAUCCAGGACCAGAACGACAACACCCCCCAGGUCCUGUACCCGGUCCAGACGGGCAGCUCGGUGCUGGCUGAAAUGGUGCCUCGUUCAGCAGAUGUGGGCUAUCUGGUGACUAAAGUGGUGGCUGUUGAUGUGGACUCUGGACAGAACGCCUGGCUCUCCUAUAAAGUGCACAAAGCCACAGACAGGGCGCUGUUUGAAGUGGGCCUACACAAUGGAGAAAUAAGAACUGUCCGCCAAGUCACUGAUAAAGAUGCCGUCAAACAAAGACUGAGUGUUCUAGUGGAGGACAACGGGCAGCCCUCUCGUUCAGCUACAGUCAUUGUUAACGUGGCGGUGGCGGACAGCUUCCCUGAAGUGCUGUCAGAGUUCACUGACUUUAGCAUGCACGACAAGGAGUACAAUGACAAGCUGACUUUUUACUUAGUCUUGGCUUUGGCUGUGGUCUCCUUCCUCUUCAUCACCUGCUUGCUGCUCAUCAUAUCAGUCAAAGUGUACAGGUGGAGACAGUCUCGCGUCCUGUACCACUCCAACCUCCCUGUCAUUCCAUAUUAUCCACCACGUUACUCAGACACUUUGGGGACAGGGACUCUCCAACACGUGUACAAUUACGAGGUGUGCAGGACCACCGACUCCAGGAAAAGUGACAUGAAGAAUAUGCAAGCCAUGAGUCAAAGUUUAGUGAGUGUGGAUGGAGCUGAUGCUGAUACACCACAUGUGACCAAGCAGAUGUCAGGAAACUUUUCACAGAUGUCAACUUUGGUGAGUGAAACAUUUCACCUUUUUUUUCUAUUUUUAAAACUUACACAGCUCACAAGAGGUUACAAUAAAAUCACAUUGCAACUUGAAGAUUUUGUUUCUACACAGUUAUUUAGGAACAUUAAGGUAGACUUGCCAUGUUACUCCGAUACGAUCUAUCUUGACUCCUGUUGUUUGACACUUUUUUGAUCAUUGUUGAAAAAUUCAUAUCACACACUUUGACUGGAAUUUUUUUAGCUUCAGGGUUUUAAACUGCAUUACAUUUGUAAUCAAAGCUCCUUUUUUGUGUACAUAUAUUUUACUGUCUAGUAUAUUGAAAUCAUAAACUUUCAUCAUUUAGCCACGUGGUCUGGUUUUGCAUCAUGUUAGGCAAUAAAGACUGUCUUUCUUUUAGCAGUUCAUACCUUUUCACCUUUAUCCACACUU